Messenger RNA from Solea solea (common sole), 945 nucleotides. RefSeq names its product retinol binding protein 1a, cellular (gene rbp5). Gene Ontology annotation, cellular component: cytosol; nucleus. Lineage: Eukaryota; Metazoa; Chordata; Actinopteri; Pleuronectiformes; Soleidae. The record is from RefSeq and is a predicted model, not a curated record. The transcript is spliced from 4 exons. The coding region runs from base 271 to 687 and encodes 138 amino acids. Gene Ontology annotation, molecular function: fatty acid binding. Gene Ontology annotation, biological process: fatty acid transport.
CCGUGUGCUCUCAGUGAGUCACUACUGUCUGAGGGGAUUUCACACAUCCACAGAGGAAUUCAUUAGAGACCGGCGUUACUUUAGGUGGAGGACCAAACAAAGGAGUGGCGACAGUUCAGUGUCAUCUCGUGCACAUGUGAUUUUUUUGUUAAAGUUGCCUAAACGAAAGUGAUAUCGAGCAAGUUGGCAAAUCGUUGAUCUGUGGGAGUCGACUCGAGGAAAAACAACAACAACAAGAAGAAGAAGAAGAACACAAAGCAAAAAGAAAACAUGUCUAAACCAAAUUACUCCGGCAAGUAUCAGAUGUUGGAGCAAACUAAUAUGGACACAUACCUCGCGUGUUUGGACAUUAACUUUGCUCUGAGAAAGAUAGUUUGUCUCUUGAAGCCGAGCAAAGAGAUCGUCCAUGACGUGGCCACAGGUGCCAUGAAGAUCCACACAAUCACGCCUUUUAAGUGCUUUAACAUGGAAUUCACUAUUGGUGAAGAGUUUACUGAAGACCUGGGGCCUGUUGAUGGACGCACAUGUCAGACCACAGUGAGCUGGGAUGGAGACAAACUGGUUUGUGUGCAGCGAGGGGAGAAAGAAGGUCGAGGCUGGACUCACUGGCUGGAGGAAAACAAACUGCAUCUGGAGAUGAGAGUUCAAGGAGUGAUUGCCAAGCAAGUUUUCCAGAAGACUGAAUAAGGUCCAAACAUGGUGGUAGUAGUAGUAGUGGUGGACUUAAACAUGUUUCUAAAGUUUAUCUAUAACCAACAAUACUUUUUAAUAAUUCCCAUGCGACUGUAUAACUGUGAAAAAUAAUGUUAUGUACAUGUUUAUUGUUUCUGUGUGAUGACACCGAGAGCAGACAAGAGCCUGAAGGACGCUGGACUUGUGUAAACAUUCCCAACACUGAUGUUUUAUCUUAUUUACAAAGUUAUAAACAAAUCUGCCUUCCGUCAA